This is a messenger RNA of Striga asiatica, 660 nucleotides long. Lineage: Eukaryota; Viridiplantae; Streptophyta; Magnoliopsida; Lamiales; Orobanchaceae. The record is from the annotation of a GenBank genome assembly.
AUGGCGGAACCCGGCUUUUCCCGGUUUCCGGGUCACCACCUGGAUCCCGCCGCUCAAGAAUUCUUCCCGACGGCGACCGUAAUUUACUACCCCUACCCUCCUCCUCCGCCGGGGUAUCCGCGGCCGCAGUUUCCCCCACCUUCCCCGCCGGUCUCCCUGCCUCCGCCGUCGCCGGCUCCGUCCCGGACGCUGCUCCUGAGCAUGGUGCCGGCUUCAGUGAGCGAGUCGGCGGUCCGCCGCGAGCUGGAGGUGUUCGGCGACGUGCGGGCGGUGCAGAUGGAGCGGCGGCGCGAGGGUUUGGUGACGGUCCAUUUCUACGACGUGAGGGACGCGCAAUCGGCGCUGGCCGCCGUCCAGGAGCAGCACAUGCAGCAGCAGUACCGACUGGGACGCCACUACGAGGCCGUCUUUCAGAAUCCCAUGGCGGCGCCGCCGCCACUGCCGCCGCCGUCGGCGCGUGGGCUCAUCCAGGGACGGGUGGUUUGGGCCCAGUUCACUGCCCCGGUCACUUCCCUUUUGCCCGAUGGAAAUAAUCAGGGAACCCUUGUUAUUUUCAAUCUGGAACCCCAUUUGCCUGCUGCUUACCUCACACGCGUUUUUGAAGUUUUUGGUAUGAUUCUCCUUUCACUUUUCUUCUCUUUCAUUUUUUCUGCUUUCUGA